CCCGACUGAACUGGCUGAAGCUGUAGCGCAUAAAUAAUACUGUUACAUAAUGCCUAUCUUUACUCGGCUGUGGUUGCUAUAACCUUCUCUCAAAGGACCCUAGUACCUAUAUUUUCUACGUUAUCAGAACGUUGAAUCAUGCUGCAUGUUGAACACCAAUGCGAAAUCAUUGCCAAAGAAGCGGACGUACUGUUCGUACCUGGCAGAGGACGGUUCCGGAAAAUGUACGAUUUUAUUCGUCUAUCGAUGAUAGCCUCUCGCAACAAUCCGGCAGCUCAUAAGUAUCUACGAAGCAGCGCUUCCAUUGUCUACGAAAAACGACGUCAUUUGCGAAUGUUUUUGUACAUCAUUCAUCCGUUCAGCAUGUUCAGGCAUUUCUGGGACUUCCUGAUGAUUUUCAUGAUGACAAGCGUACUGAUACUGGUGCCCUAUCAAGCUACCUUCGAGAUGAUCAGGAAGUCCAAGGCUUGGAUCGCCAGUAAAAAUUUCCUGCUGGUGUUUUGUUGCGCGGACAUAGUGGUCAAUUUCAUGACAGGGUACUUUGACAAAGAGGAGCACGGAGUGAUAUUGGAACAGCAAAAAGUAGCCCAUCACUAUAUAAAAUCCAGCACGUUCAUUUUCGAUUUCCUGGGUUCCUUUCCAACUGAUUUAUUUUUCGUAACCACAUGGUAUCAGUACACAGUGAUCCGAAAGACGUUAUCUCUGAUAUGCAUUUUUCGCGUCUUCUCCCUGGGCUUAUACAUAGAUCGCAUAGCGUUCGCCUAUGACAUCCCCCUAGCUCUCUAUGAAUUUUGCAAAAUCCUAUUUUGGUUGAUGAUGGCGUUGCAUUGGCAGUCCUGUCUCCACUGGCUGAUUCCCAUCGCUGCAACCUCGAUGUACCUGCCUCAACGUCCUAAAAAUGACUCCUGGUUGCACGCUGGCAACCUCUGGGAGGCUCCAAGGAAUCAGCAAUACUUGAACAGCCUGAUGCGGGCCGUUACUACGUUCCUCAGGGGUGGAAUGCUGCGCACGAACCCUCGACACGUAGGUGACAUAUAUCUGAUCAUCACGUUGCAAUUGAUCGGCAUUGUCUCUCCCUGGUUCCUGAUAACACGAGUGAUGCAGUUCUUUAAGGGUGCCAACAGUUCUCGUCUGAGGUACCAAGGUACCGUGGCUCAAUUGAAACAGUACAUGAGACACAGACAACUACCAUACCCAACCCAGAGACGAAUCAUAGAGUAUUACGAGUUUCGUUUUCAACAUCGAUUCUUUCGAGAGACUGAAAUCAUUCACACGUUGUCCUCCCAUAUGCGCAAUGAAAUUAGCAUGCACUCUUGCCGCAAGCUGGUCGAGAAUGUCACAUUCUUCAACAAUCUACCACUUUCAUUGUUGAGCCGAAUAGUGUCGUUGCUCAGGUCUGAGAUUUUUCUUACAAACGACGUGAUCGUACGGGCAAAUCAACCAGGAGACUGCAUGUACUUUAUCGGCACGGGCACUGUGGCUAUCUACACGAACUCUGGUAAAGAAGUGUGUCACCUGGAGGACGGUGCUCACUUCGGUGAGGUCGCGUUGGUCAUGCCAAACGAGAUGAGGGUGGCCAGUGUUAUCGCUGUUGAAGUAUGCGAAUUGUAUCGUUUGAAUCGAGCCGACUUUGCUAGAACGAUACACCCGUAUCCGAUGCUGUGGGAGAGUAUCAAGAAGAUCGCCAUCGAGAGGCACGAGAAAACGAUUAUUCUUAAUGCACAGUAAUAUUAUCUAUUUAAUUAACCCGUUUAGAAGUUAUUACCAAUUUUACCUAUAAGUUUCAUUUUCGCCUUAUUAAAUGCAAUGUCAUUAUAAAAUGUAACCGUUAAUAUAAAUGUAUAUGUUAAUUCAUUAUGAUAGCAAGAUAACACGUUGAUUAAAGUUUCUUAU
This is a messenger RNA of Osmia lignaria (orchard mason bee), 1893 nucleotides long. Its product is annotated as potassium/sodium hyperpolarization-activated cyclic nucleotide-gated channel 2. Gene Ontology annotation, biological process: potassium ion transmembrane transport; sodium ion transmembrane transport; regulation of membrane depolarization. Gene Ontology annotation, cellular component: HCN channel complex. NCBI's taxonomy places the organism in Eukaryota, Metazoa, Arthropoda, Insecta, Hymenoptera, Megachilidae. Gene Ontology annotation, molecular function: voltage-gated potassium channel activity. The record is from RefSeq and is a predicted model, not a curated record.